This is a messenger RNA of Cyprinus carpio (common carp), 1799 nucleotides long. RefSeq lists its product as uncharacterized. The coding region runs from base 1032 to 1634 and encodes 200 amino acids. The record is from RefSeq and is a predicted model, not a curated record. The transcript is spliced from 8 exons. NCBI's taxonomy places the organism in Eukaryota, Metazoa, Chordata, Actinopteri, Cypriniformes, Cyprinidae.
GUUAUCAGUUUGGGACAGUCAGCUGUUGAAUAAUGGUUUUUGAGUAUUAAUGAGCUUUACUGUCAGGUUGGCAACCGAUCCUCCUUUGCUUCCUCUUUAAAGGGUCAUAUGAUGCUGCUAAAAACAACAUUAUUUUGUGUAUUUGGUGUAAUGAAAUGUGUUUAUGCGGUGCGCGAUCGACGGUAGAGAGGUUUACAUAAAGGGGUUUGAGUUACUAAUAAUCAGCAUUUAACCUGGUUAAAAAUAUUUAUUUCUUGUUAUCUGUGUUAUAGUUCAUCUGCAACAGCAAUGUGAACUUUUAUAAACAUCCAUUUGGUCAUUAACUUUUAAAUGCAUCAUUAUUCAGAAAAUAUGAGCAGAGUUUCUCCGCAUGAAAGACCAACAAGCUUCUUCUUUUCUCUCCAGUACAGUAGGAAGUCAAAUUAAACUGAAUGUGGAGGAUGUUAAUUGUUACAAGAUGAUUGACAGGUCAGUUUACAGUGACAGGUGCGUGUAACAGGUGCGACAGAGCGCUCAGACGCAAUGUGUGUCCCAAAGCAACCCGUCCUCACCUAUCUGCGUAUAAAUAACACGACUUUACACUUUCAAAUUGCGUGUAAUGCGUACGCCAAAGUCCAAUUUUGCGUGCAUAUGAUACGCCAAUCCUUCCCAUUAACUUCGGUGGAGAGCAGAUGCGUCUAAAUACCACGCGUCACCUUCAGCUGCGAUGACGUCACCAGCGAGGCUCAGUCCGCCUCUUCACCUGCACCUGAUGCGCGUCCCGUUACAUCUUCAAACAGUACAAUGUCAAAAGGAAAUAAGAACAAACUAGAAGCUGUUCUUAGCUCGGGGAUGCAUUUUUACUUCCAAACAGUUGGUGCUGGUACUUCUCCAUGUGCUAGUUCCACCAUCACAACUUCAUGUACUAGCUACCAAAAUCCUGGAGUGAAGAGCCAGGGUUUUUUGAUGGAGUGUUUUUAUCCCAAGACUCUGAGGUGUCCAGUUUUGUUGAGGAAGUCCGGGGGGCUGUCAAGAGUACGGCAGGAAGAGCAAUGUGUGGGGAAUCCCAAUGGGCAGCAGCAAGAGAGACAUCAAAGCAGGCCAACAAGUUGGACGAAGAAGGUGUAGAAAUUGCUGUGUGCAGGCAUGGAUUCCUCCUCAAAGGUCUGAAUAUGUAUAGAGGAGAAAUCUUUGCAUAUCCAAUGUUUCUCCAAAAAGAGUUCCAGGAUGCUGUAUUUUUGUCCAUGGAUGUGACCUGCCGUUAUGUGCCAUACCUGGAGAAGGUGUCAGAGGUCCUGACUCAUCUUCAGCCUCUUCAGAAAAUCAGACAUUGCUUGUCCGUGAUGCAUGCCAAAGCCCACAAUACAAAAUGCGAGAUUCUGUGGAAUGCAAGGAACCAAGAAGGUGCCGGAACCACUCUUGGUGAAGAAGUAGAGCAAGUCAAUAGUUUUCUCUCCAGAUGUGCCCUGACCACAAAGUAUAUGUCCAAGUCAGUAAGGACUGAUAUGCUUACUGUCCAUGCUAUUGGGUGGAAUCAACGUAAAGAGAAUGGCCUCCACAUUGCCUUGUCUUCCAGAUUCAAAAAGACAGUAGAAAACACCUUAGAUGCAACAGAGAGCCUGAAGAAGAUACCAGGACCAGUUGCAUUGCAGUGAUGACAUGCUAAAGCAGUGGGUUGUUGAUGUCAAGCAGUGGGCCAGUAGCGGUAAGGGCAAUGUUGUUUUAUACAUAAACACUGUUGGAGUAAUUUGGUUGUAAUGCAUGUAGCUGUUGCUUAAUGUUAAAUUAUGAUGUGGGGAUGGGCACUAUUUGCAAGUCUU